GUGAUUUCUAUUCACUCAUUUCCAAGCUGCUAGGAGAAAGGGAAGAUGUUGUUCAUGUGCAUAAGUAUAAUCCUACCGAAAAGGCAGAAUCAGAUCUUGUAGCUGAGAUUGCUAAUGUAGUCCAAAAGAAGGAUCUUGGCUGGUUUGAUGCCAGAGAGGUUACAAAUCACGAUGAAAGGGCCAAUACUAGUCUCGCCAGAAACAGAAUUCACAAAUUUCACAGACUAGAAUCCACCGUGAGGCCGCCAGAGAACAGACAUUUCUCUUUACAACAUGGUGAUGGAAGCUGGGGAAACGAACCUAUUGGAGAUUUCCACAUAGAAGAGGCCGUGGACUGGCCUGGAGUAAACCUCAAACUAGGCCAGGUUUCUGGGUUGGCCCUGGACCCUAAAAAUAACCUGGUUAUUUUCCACAGAGGUGAUCAUGUGUGGGACAGAAACUCAUUUGACAGUAGCUUUGUUUACCAACAAAGAGGACUUGGACCAAUUGAACAGAACACAAUUCUUGUAAUAGACCCAAGUAAUGCAGAAGUUCUUGAUUCCACAGGCAAAAAUCUAUUUUAUUUACCACAUGGUUUGAGUAUAGAUAAAGAUGGUAACUACUGGGUCACUGAUGUAGCUCUCCAUCAGGUGUUCAAAUUGGGAGUACAUGAUAAAGAACCUUUAUUGAUCCUGGGAAGGUCUUUGCAACCAGGCAGUGACAAAAAUCACUUCUGUCAACCAACCGAUGUGGCCGUGGAUCCAGUCACAGGCAACAUUUAUGUGUCUGAUGGCUAUUGUAACAGCCGAAUUGCUGUGUUCUCUCCAAACGGAAUGUUCAUCAUGCAGUGGGGGGAAGAGACUUCAGUAGGCAAAGCCAAACCUGGCCAGUUCCGAAUCCCUCACAGCUUAACACUGGUACCCGAGUUUGGUCAGCUGUGUGUAGCAGACAGGGAAAAUGGACGAAUUCAGUGUUUUAGGUCAGAAACUGGACAAUUCACACGAGAAAUCAAACACAAAUUGUUUGGAACAGAAUUAUUUGCAGUUUCAUAUGUUCCAGGUGGUCUGCUCUUUGCAGUUAAUGGAAUGCCGUAUCCUGGAGACAUAGAACCAGUGCAAGGAUUUAUGUUGAAUUUUUCCACUGGAGAAAUAAUGGACACUUUCAUUCCCGUUAGAAAGAGCUUUGAGAUGCCACAUGACAUUGUUGCUUCAGAAGACAAAACGGUGUACAUUGGAGAUGCUCAUGCCAAAACAGUAUGGAAGUUCACUUCCACAGAAAAAAUGGAGCAUCGAUCAGUUAAAAAGGCUGGUAUCGAAGUGCAGGAAAUAAAAGAAGCAGAGACAGUUAUAGAAGCCAAACUGAAAAACAAACCUAUUUCAACGGAGUCUUCAAAGAAGUGGGAAAAACAUCAUAUGGUCGAACAGGCCAGUCCUGGAAUUUCCUUUGUUCUUAUUACAACUCUUCUAAUUAUUCCUAUUGUUGUCCUGUUGGCAAUUGCUGUAUUUAUUCGAUGGAGGAAGACAAGGGUCUAUGGAGCUGAUGCUGACCACAAACUUGAUUCAAGUUCAGGAAGAAUCUUGGGCAGACUUCAAGGAAAAGGUAGUGGAGGUCUUAACCUUGGGAACUUCUUUGCAAGCCACAAAAGCUACAGUUGGAAAGGGUUCGACCGACUUAGUACUGAAGGGAGCGAUCAAGAAAAAGAUGAAGACGAUGGUACAGACUCAGAAGAAGAAUAUUCAGCUCCCCCACCCCCACCAGUAUCAUCCUCAUCCUGAAACCAACCUUUGAUUUCUUCUACAUUGAACGAUUCUACCAAGAACAUCAGAUUCCUUUUCCCUUUAGCACGUUUAAGAUUUUGUGUAUUUAAUUGUAAACUGUACUAGUCUGCGUGGGGCUGUACACUAGGAUUUUUUGGUUUUAGUUUGGUUUUAGUUUGGUUUGGCUUUUUUUUUUAAAGUGGAGGAGUGUGUGGACGUUUCAUAUCAGUGCUGUUGUCUUUAUGUAAACAUCUUAAUAAAAGAAAACAAUCCUCUGUUAAUGGCAGUACUGAUUUAAAGUAGUAGUAUUUUCUCAUUUCUGUUUUGGGACCUUUUCUGUAUUUGUAAAUAAGUCCCAUUAUCUGGUUUAGCACAAUAUUUUCAGUUGUCAGUUUUUCUUUUGUGCCUUUUCUGUUCAAUGUCCUUAAACUAUUGCAGUACAGAGAAAAAUACAGUGCCACAAGAAAACAAAGCUGAUAAAUCUUCUUCUAUUUUUUUAAAAUCACUAACAUAAUAUUGCAUUGAGAAAGGAAAAAAAAGUAUCUAUUUAAUUCUUUUUUCUUCCUCCUUAGUUGGUGUGUUUCUGAGAUGUCUUAUUUUUAGAUAGUAUUACUGUUAAAAUACUAUUUUCAGAGGCUGAAUGUAAUUUGUGUAAUAAAGUGUUCGCAGAGCAUUUGCUGUCAGAGUGUACUUUGGAAUUUUUGCAUAUUUGAAGGUUUUUUGUAAAAAACUUUUGUAACAAAACACAGUCCACUUCAUACAGUGGAAACAUGCUAUUUUGUAUGAGUUGGAAGAUAUUUUGUUAUGUAGUGGAUUUAAAGGGAAAAAAA
This is a messenger RNA of Chelonoidis abingdonii (Abingdon island giant tortoise), 2566 nucleotides long. The record is from RefSeq and is a predicted model, not a curated record. NCBI's taxonomy places the organism in Eukaryota, Metazoa, Chordata, Testudines, Testudinidae.